Molecule: messenger RNA, 1861 nt
Organism: Jatropha curcas
Lineage: Eukaryota; Viridiplantae; Streptophyta; Magnoliopsida; Malpighiales; Euphorbiaceae
Gene: AGT2
Product: alanine:glyoxylate aminotransferase 2
Biological process (GO): glyoxylate catabolic process
Cellular component (GO): mitochondrion
Molecular function (GO): L-alanine:glyoxylate transaminase activity; pyridoxal phosphate binding
Source: RefSeq, a predicted model, not a curated record
GAUGCUGGAAUCUUUCUUGUCUGACUCACUUCCAAGUCAAUCCACAGCUAAUCAAAGAUAACCUAAAAAAACGGAAAUUACACGUCACCGACACAUCAUCAUUGCAAGAUUCCAAUCCUAUAACAGGCGCGCUAAACUCUUUCCAAUUUGUCUACUCACUCCCUGUCUCUCCCUCUGUGCAUACGAAUCUGGACAUGGCGUUACAGAGCCAAUUCUUGAAGAGAACUGUAGAAGAAGCCAAAUCCAAGCUCUUUCUUUACAAUAAAAGAUUUAUCUGCAGUUCUUUCUCUACCGUUCCUUCAUCUUCUGCAACCGCCGCAGCCGAUGCUCCUCCGCCUCGUCUCCCGCUGUUCGAUUACCAGCCUAAGCCGUAUAAAGGACCGUUGGCUGAUGAGAUUCUACAGAAACGAAAGAAGUAUCUAGGUCCUUCUCUCUUCUACUACUAUCAGAAACCUCUGAAUAUUGUAGAAGGGAAGAUGCAGUACUUGUUUGAUGAAAGUGGGCGAAGGUACUUAGACGCAUUUGCCGGGAUUGUAACGGUGUCGUGUGGGCAUUGCCAUCCUGAAGUUUUAAAUGCUAUCAAUGAGCAGAACAAACUUCUCCAACAUGCUACUACCAUCUACUUGCACCAUGCCAUUGCUGAUUUUGCAGAGGCAUUAGCUGCUAAGAUGCCUGGAAAUCUUAAGGUAGUGUAUUUUGUAAAUUCUGGGUCAGAAGCAAAUGAAUUAGCUAUGCUGAUGGCCAGACUAUAUAGUGGUAAUCUUGAGAUGAUUUCGUUGAGAAAUGCAUAUCACGGUGGAAGCUCUAAUACAAUUGGACUAACUGCUUUAAACACGUGGAAGUACCCUAUUCCACAGGGUGAAAUCCACCAUGUCAUGAACCCAGAUCCGUACCGAGGGCUCUUUGGUUCUGAUCCAGCUGGUUAUGCCAAAGAUGUGCAAGAUCAUAUUGAAUAUGGUACUUCAGGAAAAGUUGCUGGAUUUAUAUCUGAAACAAUUCAGGGAGUUGGAGGAGCAGUUGAAUUAGCCCCUGGAUACUUAAAAAUGGUUUAUGACAUUGUACGCAAAGCUGGUGGUGUCUGCAUUGCUGAUGAAGUGCAAACUGGAUUUGGUCGCACAGGAAGCCAUUAUUGGGGUUUUGAAACACAAGGAGUCAUUCCCGACAUUGUUACCAUGGCAAAGGGUAUUGGCAAUGGUUUGCCACUAGGAGCAGUGGUGACAACACCAGAGAUAGCAAAUGUGAUGGCGCAAAAAAUUCAAUUUAAUACUUUCGGUGGCAACCCAGUCUGUUCUGCUGGUGGACUUGCAGUUCUGAGAGUUAUUGACAAAGAAAGGCGUCAAGAACAUUGUGCCAAUGUUGGUUCCCACCUGAUUGGCCGCUUGAGAGAUCUACAGCAAAGACAUGACAUCAUCGGAGAUGUAAGAGGGAGGGGUCUAAUGGUGGGGAUAGAACUUGUAACUGACAGGAAGGAGAAGACGCCUGCCAAGGCAGAAACUGCAAUUUUGUUUGAGAAACUUAGAGAGCUCGGCAUUCUUGUUGGGAAAGGUGGACUCCAUGGAAAUGUUUUUCGAGUAAAGCCACCUAUGUGUUUCACUAAAGAUGACGCAGAUUUUCUUGUGGAUGCUUUGGACUAUUCUAUGUCAAGGUUAUGAGGAUCAAAAUUUCCAGGCUCAGAUGAAUAUGUAAAACGCGAAUAUCUUAUUUUCUGUAAAAUCAGAGAAAAAGCAAGGAUAUAAUUAUGAUGUUCAUCGCCAUUUGUUGUAUUCACUGUUUAUUGUAAGCAAGAAGCCUUGUAUGACUUUCUGUGAAUAGUUCCUUGGUCUAGUUCUAUGCAAUAAAAUCUUUUCCUCACUUUGAAAAA